CCUCUCUCUCUCUCUCUCUCUCUCUCUCUCUCUCUCUGGGCUGAACGGAACUUCCUUCCUGACUUGGACCAGCGUGAAAACAAACACCGAGAGGAAUGUAUAAAUGCGCAACUCUGUUUCGGCUUCGGAUCAUCGAUUGGAGCCGUUCGAUACACCCGGAGGUCACAGUUAGAAGUCACCCUCACUCCGCCGACAUGAAUCUCGCGACUCCGGCUCUGAUUUUCUGCGCGCUGCUCCUGCAGGAAGCUGCCGCCUCCCGGCGCGCCAGCUGCUCCGCGGGUCUCUGCUGCUUCCAGCACUCGGCGGACUUUGAAGCUGCGGCGAAAGCCUGCGAAGAGUCGAGCGGACAGUUGAUCCGGUCCGUUUCUGACGAGCAGAUGGGCGCGUUGGAGCGUCUGGUGAGAACGUUCACGGGGAGGUUCUGGUUGCGCGGUGGUACGAACUGCACCGCCGUCUCCGCGGGGAGCGGGACCGGAGUCUCGCUGGGGCCAGAGCCGUGCCGAAACACCCUGGACGGAUUCUUGUGUCUGUACGAAUCCUCUUCGGUCUGCGGAGCCGUUCGGAGCGGCGGAGGCACGUCGGUUACGUACAGAACACUGACGGGCUUUGACGUGUUGGAGUCUGAGACGUUUCCCCCGGGGACCCUGGCCCUGGUGGGACGGCCCGGCGAUCAGUACCCGGACUCCAAGCACCUGUGCACGUCCACGUGGUUGCAGUCUCCGUGGCCCUGCGAGGUCUUCCAGGGCGGCUGCGAUUACAGCUGCAACAAAACCUCCAACACCUGCACGUGUCCGGUCGCGCGCUCUCUCCAUCGCAACAACUUCUCCUGCACGGAGCCCACAGCUGCCAGACCCCCGCCUGAGACCCCGCGCUGCCCCGAGGGCUACAAGCCGGCGGCGGACGGCGGACGCUGCGAGGACGUGGAUGAGUGCGCGGAGGCGCUGGAUCUCUGCGCGAACGAGGGCGAGCAGUGCGUCAACCUGGACGGGAAGUACGAGUGCAGGUGCGCGGACGACUUCGUGGAGGAGGACGGCGGCUGCGUCAACACGUCGAUCUGCAUGUUGUGCGAGCACAUGAAGUGCGUCAAGGUCAGCGGGAUGUACCAAUGCGCGUGCAAGGAGGGGUACCGGGUGUCCCCCAAAAACCCCACCGAGUGCGAGCAGGUCUGCAGCCAGAGGGAGUGCCCUGCGAUCUGCAGCAGCAAUACGGCGCCGGAGAAGAAGGACAUGCAGCAGUGCUACUGCCCGCAGGGCUACAUCGUGGACCUCGAGGGCUCCGACGGCUCCGCCACCUGCUACGACAUCGACGAGUGCGAAUCACAGGCGCUCUGCGACCACGAGUGUGAGAACCUGCCCGGUGGGUUCAGGUGUGUGUGCAGGAAAGGCUACCGGCUACAGGGGACUGACAAGUGUGUUCGUCUGCAGCAGGGAGGGGAGGAAGAGGAGGAGGAGGAGGAGAGCGCAUCGGGGUCGCCUCCUGAUCUUGCCAGCACGCCGGUCAGCCUCCAACCGGCCGCCGUGCCGUCUUACAUCAAGGCCGGCAGCGUCCUGGGCAUCGCCGUGUUCCUGGUGCUGUGCGCGGCGCUGCUGGGGUGCCUGGUGAAACACGUGUCGGGACGCUGCGCGUCGCUGAACCUGAACUCCUUAAAACACCCAGACAUCGAUAUUUUCUACCUGCAGCAGGUCUCAACAGAGACCUACAAGAGAUUAUCGUUCGAUAAGCAGUUUAAGAACGACUCGCAAUGAGUCUGAGGGGCGAUGCGCCGAUCAGAUGCCCAUACCGAUGCAAUGUCCGAUUUGUUCGAUGUUUCGAUUUUUCUCUCAAAACAUAAAACCCAACUGUGUUACAAAACUCCAAGGCACAAAACCCGAUUUUUUUUAUUUUUUAUAAAAAUGUAAAAGAAGACAUCAUAUGUUUAUGGACCAAAAUGAUGAUUUUUGGUUAUUUUUUGAGCUGUGAAGCAUUUAAUGCUAAGAAUUGCAGCCUAUUAUUAAUUAGAGAAAAUCGGUGUGUUUUGGUCGGGCUGAUUGGUGAUUCCAGGUUUGUCCUUGGAGAUGGAAAAUAUCCUGAGGCCACAUUAUGUUUAAAAAAAAUGUAAAUCAAAAUUUAAGUGAGAAAUGAAAACAGCUUUAAGAUUUCUGUAUUUGUUUUUUUUUUAAACAGAACUAAAACUAAUUCUGUCCCAUUACAAAAAAAAAUCUUAAAUUAGAUCAGUUUAGUCAGGUACUAUACAGUUUCCAACAUUUCCUGAACAUGCAACAUUCUGUGCACGUAUUUGCUGCAUUUCUCUAGUUUAUUCUGCUUUAAUUGUCUGACGAAGUUACAUCUAAUGUAAAGCUAAAACCAGAUCGAGACUGGAUGUGACUGAAAAAGAAAGAGAAAAAAAAGAGCUGCCUGAUUUAUGGACCUUUGACACCUCAGAUCUUCCCAUUGGGAGAGAAACGCAGCGUGGAAAUCCGGCGGACUGAUGACUGGCGAGUCGUAAAUAUAAAGUGGUAUUUAUGUUAACAGUUAAAUGAAAGCUGGACUUCAGGUUUUUAAUGACCUGAAUUGUGUAAAAAAAAUAAAAAAAGACUGUGUGACGAACGAACUGUGAAAUGACUGUCACUGACUAAACCACUUAGCGUUAGCGUUAGCAUGGUUUGUACACUGCUACUCAUAACCUCACUGUACCAGGCUGAUUCUCACCGGUCAGCUUCAUAUGAAUGUAAAAACUGUGCUGCUAUUACAUGUAUUACAGCUGUAAACAUCUGUACGACAAGCCUUCUUGUAUAAAAUUAUGGUUCACUGUG
Molecule: messenger RNA, 2792 nt
Organism: Xiphophorus maculatus (southern platyfish)
Lineage: Eukaryota; Metazoa; Chordata; Actinopteri; Cyprinodontiformes; Poeciliidae
Product: thrombomodulin-like
Exons: 1
Coding region: 96-1745 (549 amino acids)
Cellular component (GO): membrane
Molecular function (GO): transmembrane signaling receptor activity; calcium ion binding
Source: RefSeq, a predicted model, not a curated record